Messenger RNA from Ostrea edulis (European flat oyster), 1503 nucleotides. Its product is annotated as protein singed-like. Gene Ontology annotation, molecular function: protein-macromolecule adaptor activity; actin filament binding. Gene Ontology annotation, cellular component: actin cytoskeleton; cytoplasm. NCBI's taxonomy places the organism in Eukaryota, Metazoa, Mollusca, Bivalvia, Ostreida, Ostreidae. Bases 1 to 1503 code for a protein of 500 amino acids. Gene Ontology annotation, biological process: establishment or maintenance of cell polarity; actin filament bundle assembly; cell migration. The record is from RefSeq and is a predicted model, not a curated record. The transcript is spliced from 2 exons.
AUGAGCUCAUUCGAAUGGGUCAUUGGCAUUGUUAAUGUGGAAAAUAAAUAUCUUACCGCGGAAGGAUACGGAAAUAAAAUCAACGCCGGCGGCUCUGCUCUUCGUCGAAAACAGAAAUGGACAGUAGAAUUUCACGAUGAGGAAACCAUCUACAUUCGUAGCUAUGCUAGAAAUUACAUUUCCGUAAAUCGCUUAGGAACAGUAACAUGUGAAGCCAGGGAACGUGGAGAGGACGAAAAAUUCCGCUUGGAGUACGCCACAGACGGAUCCGCGCGUUGGGCAUUUCGAAGCAGUAAAUAUAAAUAUUUUCUAUCAGGUACUGAAGACCAAAUAAAUUGUCUUGCCAAAACCGCAUCAGAGGAAGAACUCUCACUGUGGUAUACCCCAUUUGCCAUGCAUCCACAAGUCACGCUGCUUUCAAUGUUGGGCAAGAAAUACGCAAUAGCUGAUCAUGACCACGUCCGUUUGCUCGGAAUAAAAGCCUGGGGGUCCCAAGCUUUACUCACCAUGGAAUUCGAUCGUGGGAAGUAUCGAUUUAAAACUACCGAUAAUCGAUAUCUCAGUAAGGAUGGGUCGUUGGUGAAAACACCGGGUGACGAUACCCUCUUUGGUAUCGAAGUCCACCUGAGUAACGACAAAUCGUUGAAAGGGUUGGCUUUCCAAGACAAUGAUGGCAGAUAUUUGUCGGCUACAGGCCCCUCGGGAAUACUCAAAACCAAAUACAAGGUUCUGAGGAAGGAGGAGUUUUUUCGGUUGCAAGAAUGUCAUCUUCAGGUGGCAAUCCGUGGAGCCGGAGGAAAGAUGGCGUCCGUUGGGAUGGAAGUCAUGUUGAAGAGAAUGACCCAAGGCCCGAGUAAAUCGGAAAUCUUUCAAUUGGAAUACAUUGGUGAGACGCAGAAAUGGACCAUUGAAACAUACGAUGGAACAUUCUGGGCAGUAGGUAACGAUGGCCGGAUAAUGGUAAACACCAACACACGAGAGAAAAAUAAUAUGUUUGAAAUCCUGUGGCUGUCCAAUGGAAUGGCCAGCAUUAAAGGGUCAAAUGGCAAACGUUUAGUUAGCAAAGGAACCGGUAAUCUUGUCGCUGGUGUCCCUGAAAAUGCGCAAGACGAAGGCUUCCAGAUCCGGAUUUUGAAUCGUCCAGUAAUUGUUUUCCGAUGUGAGUUCGGGUUUAUCGGGAUAAAGACUUCCGCCGGAAGUAACAAAGAUGAGUACAUCUGCACUAAGGCGUAUCCCAGCGUCAUUACCCUAGAUCAACUGGACGAUGGCAAAUACAGUCUUCAAAGCGAAAAUGGAAAAUAUUGGUGCAUCAACCCACAGAUUGGGGGACAUCCUUCUAUAAAAGCUAUCAGUAAUGUGCCUAUUCCAUUUGUUUUAGAAUUUCGAGAUACUUCCAUGGUGACAAUUAUGGCGGUUAAUGGUCGAUAUUUAACUUGUGAUCAGAUUGGUCACUUUCAUGCGUCAGCAAUAGAACCGGGACUGAACUGCAUGCUCUAUUGCUGA